Messenger RNA from Oikopleura dioica, 378 nucleotides. Lineage: Eukaryota; Metazoa; Chordata; Appendicularia; Copelata; Oikopleuridae. The record is from the annotation of a GenBank genome assembly.
AUGUUCAAUUCGGCACUUGAUUUCAGAAGGAGAACAAUAGGUCUUGUGGGCAUGGGAUGGUUUGCUCUUACUGCAGUCACUUUCCUUCACUUCAAAAACGCAUCAGCAGAAGAAUCACGCGAAAUUAUUCAAAUUUACAUGGCUAGUUGUUUCAUUUUUGUCGUUUAUCUUCUUCAACAAUUAUGCCGAGGAAGAAGAGUUGGCUUCGUAAAAAAUAUUUACGUCAACAAAAAUGGCGAUCUGGCGCUUCUGACUCAAUCUUUGACUACACGAUUUCCGCAAGGAGCGGUUCACGAGGGAAAGUUCAGGGAUGUAAAGAUCUUCGUCAAUAUUUCUUCACAAGACGGCGAUUUCACGGUGAUUCCAGGAAUGGGUUAA